CGGAAGUGAUAGGUUGUGCGCUGGAUUCGGGGUUCCGUGCAGGUUCCCAUGGCUGCGGACGGAGGGUCGGGCUCAACCGAGCCUCCUGGCUCUGAGACAGUGCUGGACGCCGUGCUGCGGAGCCUCUACGACCUGGGAGAGACAGAAGGUGAAACAGAGCAGAAAAAGAUCAGAAAGAAGAGAGAAAAGAAGAGAAGAGACGCAGAGACACAAGCAGAUGUGGCGGCAGACCCGCUUCCCUUGCCUGCAUCUCUUGUGGGAGGCCAGAAGAAGAGCGCUUCCAGCUUUUUCAAGGAGCUCAGAGAAGAGCUGCCGUCCGUCCCUGCUGGCCCCUCAGAAGUCCCUGCUGCUACUGCAGUCUCGCUCCCUCCCCUGAAGAGCAACAGCAAGCUAGUGGAAGUGGUCGAGUUUCAAAGCAAAAGGAAAAAAAGGAAACCACAGUCAGAUGGAGAUGAGCAUGCACAGACUAAAACAGGGGCCCUUGAAAAAGCUGUGGCUAUUCAAGAAUUUAACCUGGAAAAGGCUCGCUUGGAAGUGCAUCGCUUUGGGAUCACCGGCUAUGGCAAAGGAAAAGAACGAGUCCUGGAACGGGAGCGGGCCAUCAUGCUCGGGGCUAAGCCUCCCAAAAACAGUUAUGUGAAUUACAAGGUUUUGCAGAAGCAAAUUAAAGAGAAAAAGGCAGCAUUAGAAGAAGAAAAGAGAGUGGCCCAGGACACAGACAUAUUCAAGAGAAAGAAGAGGAAAGGGAAAGGACAGGAAGACAGGAGAUCCAAGAAGUCGGCUCCCAGCAUUUUGUCAAGUAGCCGGGCUGGACAAGUUGGAAAAUUCAGAAAUGGGACGUUGAUUCUAAGCCCCACUGACAUCAAGAAAAUAAAUUCUUCUAGGGUAGCUAAAUGAAGUACUCUGUGGGCUCCAGAGAAGAGUGGGAACAAGUGACAGGACCCCGAAAGCCCUGCAGGCUGCUCUGUCAUGUUCACAGGGUGUUCUUCACUUUGGAGCAAGUCUGAUGAGCAGGGCAGGGACCGCAACCGCACUGAAUGCUGGGCCAGAGCCCAGGCUCCACUCCGUGUGCUGUAGAGGUUAAAGCAUGCACGUGCCUGUGCAGGUAGCAGUGUUAGUGCCCUGCUGCACGCCGGGCCGUGCUCGGCCUCCACUGCUGCUUUUGGCUGCUAGUAUCGGCACACUUGGUCGUGGUCUACUUUUUCAUAAUUUUUACUGUCUCAUAAGUAUCUGUGAAGGACAUUAAAGUGCCUUUUGGACUCAUGAAAGAACUAAGAACACUUGUCAUUGUUGGUUUUGUGGAAAAGCAGUUCUAUCAUCAGCCUACUACACGUGUAAAACCCACUUUGGAAGAAUUUCCAAAAUCACACCUCUGUGGUGUGAGCGAGUGCUGCUGAGAACAGACAGGCGGGCCUGACUGGUUCCCACAGCUGCAUGGAGCUGCAGCCUCACAGGACCACAUUUACAGUGCUGUCAGCACCUCCCAGAGACAGAGGUGCACCACAGGGAGCUCUCCAGUGAGAGGAAUGCUUCUGGCACUCCCCCAUAGGUGCUCGGGCCCUUGCCCAGCAAGCAGCGCAGCUCGGGUCUGACAGCCUGCAGGCCCCAGCCAGCCAGCUCUCAGGAGCUUGUCAGACAGCUCUGAAAGCUUGGCCGAAACAGCUCACUAGAUGGAAGACAAUUUGAUAGAUGUUUUUAGUGGCGAUUUUAAGUUUAUUUGUGUGUGAGGGCACAUGCGCACAGCUUGCGUGGAAGUCACAGGACAAGCCCUCGGGCCUGUGUCCCUCCCACCAUGCAGGUCCCAGGGAUUGCACUUGGACGUCAGCACCUUCACCCGCUGAGCUUCACCAUCCCUAGUUAGAAGGUCUUAAACAUGGCAGCACUGGGAACAUCAGUCUUAGGGCACAGAGAUGGCCUGUUAAGGGUGCGCUGGGGCAGUUGACUCCAUCUUUUCAAGGAGAGCCUGGGGAAGGUGGAGUUCCACCAGAACCUACACAGCUUGGACCACGCUCCUACCAUGAAUGAGCAGCUUUGGUUUCUGCUUUAAUUUGCUGCUGUAAAUAUUUAUGCUAGCCCUUAACAGAAGGCAGGGAACUAUACUGUGUAAGUACUAAAAGCUCAGCACGCUGACCACCGAGUGUUCUGGGAAUGCUUCAGAGGUUAGAAGGCAAAGUGAUCCACAAACGUUCUGUUCCGAGUACUCGGGGUCAAGCUUCAGUCAGCGCUCUGGGGAACGACUCCUGAUGAGGCCUCCAGACGUCAGCUGCAGCCGUGGUUCUAGACCUGCUGGUGGCAGCCCCUUUCACAGGGGUCAGUUCAGAUCUUACACUGCGAUUCCUAACUGUAGCACACUUGCAACUGUGAAGUAGCAAUGGAAGAACUCUGCGACUGGGGUCACCACAACAUGAACUGCUGUAUUAAAGGGUCGCGGUGUCAGGAGGAUUGAGAAGUGAGCACAAGAAAGUCACCCUAAGGAGAGCAGGCUUACCCCUGAGUUCAUACUCUGGCCUCAGUGCGCCUCAGUGGUUCAGCCAUGCAGCUGUGCAGGGUGCAUGGCAGGCAGGGCUGGUGAGAGCCAAGUGGCUGUCAGAGGAAACUCCCAAGUUAAACUUGCAAAGACCCCGGAAGAGGACAGGCACUGUUGAACCUUCGUCAUCGCCAGCUUGGACCACCAUGGCGAGGCAGCUCUGUCCUGAGUGAUGGGGAAACGGACGUACCGCCCUGACUCCACCUCUGGCUCCCACCAGCCGGAAGCAGCACGGGUGCACCUGCACUUGUGUGGUCAUGUGACUGCCUCCUUACGUGCAGUGACUUCUCCCUCCCUCUGCACAGUCCAUCCCACUCUGUGUCUACCACAGCUCUAUGUAUCUUGUGUGCCCUCCUGUGUCCUUGGGACCUUUGCGCCUGCUCAUGUAUGCACAGGUACAUAAGUGUGUUCAGGUUUGUGUACAGGCGUGCACAUGUGUGGAGACCAGAGCAGUGCCUCAGCCUUCAACCCUUAGAUACUAUCCACCUGGCUGUUAAUUUUGUCUCUUGCUCUGUUUUCUUUUUAAAUCUGUUUUUAUUUCA
This is a messenger RNA of Psammomys obesus (fat sand rat), 3069 nucleotides long. It is a transcript of the gene Fsaf1, whose product is annotated as chromosome unknown C1orf131 homolog. The record is from RefSeq and is a predicted model, not a curated record. The transcript is spliced from 7 exons. The coding region runs from base 49 to 897 and encodes 282 amino acids. Lineage: Eukaryota; Metazoa; Chordata; Mammalia; Rodentia; Muridae.